Solea solea (common sole) is the source of this 3509-nucleotide messenger RNA. It is a transcript of the gene slco4a1, whose product is annotated as solute carrier organic anion transporter family, member 4A1. Bases 474 to 2327 code for a protein of 617 amino acids. The record is from RefSeq and is a predicted model, not a curated record. Gene Ontology annotation, molecular function: protein binding. The transcript has 10 exons. Gene Ontology annotation, biological process: sodium-independent organic anion transport; transmembrane transport. Gene Ontology annotation, cellular component: membrane. Lineage: Eukaryota; Metazoa; Chordata; Actinopteri; Pleuronectiformes; Soleidae.
AUGGUUACAAUCUGGUCUCUGCACAAAAGACGGGCACGAACCAGCAGCACAACCGAUGUCACACACAAACAACGGCACGUUAUGCCAGUGCAAUCGGAUUAAUUCAUAAUAACGCGACUGAAGGCUGUCUGCAGGUUUUCACUGAGGCACGGUGUGUGAGCCUCAGCUCUACUCUAUAAGAAGCUUAGAGAGAGACAGGCUUCUCUGUCUCUCCAUCUUUCCUUCACGCUAUCGCCACCUGAUUUCAUCUGUCAUCUGUGUGAACAGAGAAUGACGCAGCCUCCGGCACUCGUACAGCUUUCACACAGAUAAUGAGAAUCAGCAGAAGAGCCUUCAGAUACACUCAGCACCUCGGACGCAUGGAGAACACGACACAUGCUGGGAAUAGAUAAGCGCGGUCCUCAUAUCACUCUGUCUCCCACGUUGACCGACCCUCUCCUCCACAGGACUCCCGCAGUGCUCUCAAAGGGGCAAUGCCAGUCUUGCUAAAUGCUGAUGCCUCCUUCAGCUCCAUGCAGGAGCUCCUGGACCUACAAGAGUCCUCUGCUAAUGGAGGUCUGUCUCUAGGUACCCCUAGUCCUGUGGACCCUCACAUAGGCAGCCCAAUAGGCUUGGGCCCUACAGGCCCCAGCAGCCUCAGAAGUGAUGGCCCUCAUAUUUAUACUGUGGCUUCCACACUCCCUGACCAGUUAUAUGGGGAAAAAGCUAAACCCAGUGCAGAGACUCUUAAAGGAUCAAGACUACACUCUGCUGACUCGGAUGAGUUUUAUGGCUGGGGGACUCUAAAACCCAAAGCUCUUCAGUUUUUCAACACUCCUCGCUGGGUGCUGUUCUUUCUUUGUGUGAACGCUUUCCUUCAGGGCCUGAUUGUCUCUGGCCUGAGUAGCACUGUGGUCACUACCAUUGAGAGGCGCUUUGACCUGAGCAGCCACGACGCGGGCCUCAUCGUCAGCUGCUACGACAUCGCCUGCUGCGUCUGCCUGGCCUUCGUCACGUACUUCGGCGGGACAGGGCACAAGCCUCGCUGGUUGGGAUGGGGGUUGCUGAUCAUGGCUGUGGGUUCCAUAAUGUUCAUCUUGCCUCACUUCACCACACCUCCCUACCAGGUCAGUCAGUCCGAGCGAACAGGACUGUGCUCUGCCAACAGUACCAGCCCGGCCCAGGAGACCAAGGGAGGGGGAUUGUCCGGUUAUCGCUUUGUGUUCAUGCUGAGCCAGUUUCUACUUGGUGUGGGAGGUACUCCUCUCUACACAUUAGGGGUCACAUACCUCGAUGAGAAUGUCCAGUCCAGCUACGCACCUGUGUAUUUAGGAAUCUUCUACACUGCCAGCAUCGUGGGUCCGGCUGCAGGCUACAUGCUGGGAGGAUACACCCUCAGCAUCUUUACACAUACCAACGUCGUGACACAGGUAUCUACGGAGGACCCACUGUGGGUCGGUGCCUGGUGGAUUGGCUUCCUUGCAGCAGGAGCAGCAACUGCACUCGUAGCAUUCCCCAUUCUGGGUUUCCCUCAACAGCUACCAGGCUCGCAGGAGCACCUGGCCAUGCGGGUGUCUGAGGCCCACCAGCUUAAACAUGGAAGCCAUGCCACAGCCUUAGACCCGCAGUUUGGGAAAACUCUCAAAGAUAUGCCAAGAUCAGUGCUGCUGCUCUUAAGGAACCCCACUUUCCUCUUCCUGUGUUUGGCUUCGGCGACUGAAGCUACGAUUGCCAGUGGAAUAGCGACCUUCAGUCCAAAGAUCUUUCAGUCGCAGUUCAGUCUCAGCGCAUCAAAAGCUGCUACACUGUUAGGAAUCAUCGUGAUACCAGCAGGAUGUAGUGGCACCUUUCUGGGAGGCUACAUUGUGAAAAGACUGAACCUUCGCUGUCGGGGAAUCAUCAACUUCUGCAUGACAUGUACACUAUGUUGUUUGCUCCUCACCUUCCCGUUGCUCCUCCACUGCCCCACUGUAGCGGUGGCAGGUGUCACGGUGUCAUACCAGUCCAGUGUGAUGGAUCAACGGCAGCUGGACGAGUAUGAACAUCUGUCUGACAAACCCAGCAGUAUGCAGCUCAAGAACAGUUCUUCUCCUGUGCGGCACAACUUAACGGCGGGCUGCAAUGCACAGUGUGAUUGUGCCAGAGAGCUGUAUAACCCCGUGUGUGGAGAAGACGGUGUGACGUAUUACUCCCAGUGCUAUGCUGGCUGCUCCUCCAUCAACCAAACCGAAUCCUCCACCAGCAAAAAGAGGGUCGCAGGGGGUGCUGUGCCAAUCUCAGCUACAUCGGGCGAUAGGCGGGGUACACCCUGGACAGUUCGCCAGUCCAUCGCAGGGCCACACACAUAGAUAGAGACAAACAACCAUUCACUCUCACACUCACUCCUAUGGUCAAUUUAGAGUGUCCAAUUCACCUAAUCCCCACAUUGCAUGUUUUUGGACUGUGGGACGAAGCCGGAGAACCUGGAGAAAACCCACGCACACACGGGGAGAACAUGCAAACUCCAUGCAGAAAGGCCCUUGUUCCAACCGGGGCUCGAACCCGGGUCUUCUCACUGCAAGGCGAGAGUGCUAACCACUAUACCACCGUGUGGCCGUCACGCGAAUUUGGCCGGCAAAAAAAAGUCAAAUAAUUAAAUCAGUGAUUAAGUAUUAAACAUUCAGACACCAAUGAGAUAGAACUAUAAAACGAUUGCUUUAAAAUAUUUUUUUUAUUUUAUCUCGUUGAGAGUUUCCCGUGUCAUCAUGUGGUCAUGUGACCAAUUAAGACCAAUGAAUUUGUAGCUCAGACGCGGUGCCACUCAUGACAGCUCUGUGUGAAGGCUUGAAUUUCCAAACUGCUUGUGAAACAGUCAUAAGAGAUUUUAAGGAAAUGUACCCUGACUGGGGAAGAUAGCCACCACUAAAUGUGUCCGGCCCGUGUCCGGCGCGUGUCCGGCGCGUGUCCGGCGCGUGCACGGGUUUGUGUGUAUGUGCAUGUUUCUUGUUAAUUGCGUCUCUUUAAGAAUACUGUAUGUCCAGCAUUAAUUAUGCAUGAAAUCUUAUCAGCCACAUGGACCAUCAAAAAUAUUUUCUAGCGUAAAAUCUGGUCUGUGUACACAUCCAAAAUCUAGAUGUAGAAUUAGGGUGGCCAUUUCCGUAGCAUCAAAACCGAGGACACACGACUGCACUGCAAUACAAUUUUGUCCACGAUAACAAUGAUAUGAUGAUAUCGUCCACUCACUACUGAAUUGUUUGUGUUUUUUUACUUCUUGACCAGACUAGACGUUCAUUGACACCCCUGCUCUAGGACCUGUUUCUCAAAAAUAGAGUUUUAAGGCUUUCAAACCUGUAGUUCCAUAUGGAUAAAAAGUUGAUAUUGUUAUGUAACAACAGGGACUGAACCCAAAUGCAAGACACAGAACUCAGUAAUGCAGUUAAGGUCAAUAUUUAUUUGUGACAUGGUGAAUAAAUGUGCAGGUGGGGAAACAGUUCUGGAGAAUCUGGGAAUCCCACAUGGUUUGGUGAAGGGGGCAAAGGAGUCAGUGUCUC